AUCUGGUCAUACCCAAUCCGCACCGUGACUGCCGACUCUGCCAAGCGCCCUGUUUCUUACAUACGGGACCAUGGCUAGCGCAUCCCCCAGCAAGCGCACAUUGACGAUCGAAGCGUACACGGAUGCGCACGCGCCUAAUGUGGUGCAUAGCUCGACUCCCGCGGACCUCGCGCUUGCGCUCCGGAACCUUGGAUCUCGCGUCAGGAAAAGUAGAGGUCCAUGCAAUGUGUCCCUGCCUCCAUUGACGCGUCGUAGGCGUCACGGAGGGCUACAGAAAUGCGAGCCACACGUCGAGUGCUCCCUCCUCGCCAUCAAACCCGUUCAAUACCCGGACAGACAUUUUCACGUCAUCCAACGACAUUAUACGAAAUACCUUCAUCUCUCCACGCCCACCUGUCUCACCGCGGAAGAGGGGACGCGUCGAAGAGGAUGGUGAUGAUGCCUCGGAAGAGGAGGACAGGGACCCAGAACCCGUUACAGCCGUCGCGAACGACGAUUUUUGGAACCCCAGACCUAUUAAGGCCAAGCCGAGACGAAAAUUUUUGCAGACGAAGUCGUUGCCUACUGAUAUUUUUGGCUCGUCUGCUCACUCAACUGAGGAAGCUGAUUGGAGCAUGGACACGUCGCAGCCGCCUGAUUCUAACCUAAUGGACUUGUAAGCUGUAAAGCUUGUAUCUUAAAGGUGCUUGUAUUGUCCAUACGAUGUACGUUUGCACCCAAUCUGCAUGGUUUUGUUGUACUUCUGAAA
Mycena citricolor is the source of this 748-nucleotide messenger RNA. Lineage: Eukaryota; Fungi; Basidiomycota; Agaricomycetes; Agaricales; Mycenaceae. The record is from the annotation of a GenBank genome assembly.